Molecule: messenger RNA, 2248 nt
Organism: Peromyscus eremicus (cactus mouse)
Lineage: Eukaryota; Metazoa; Chordata; Mammalia; Rodentia; Cricetidae
Gene: Mansc1
Product: MANSC domain containing 1
Exons: 4
Coding region: 336-1598 (420 amino acids)
Source: RefSeq, a predicted model, not a curated record
CCAGGCUGGUGGUACAAGGACUCAAGAGGGGAGCGUGUGUGAGCUGCUUAGCACAGUCCGCGCCUGCCUCCAGCACACGGCUUUACAGGCUCAUUGCUGUUCUGAGGAAGGCGGAGUGCUGAGCUAUCAGCCUUGCUUCAGCACUGGCAGUUUUAUGACCUUCCUCCUCCUGUGGGUAAGGACCGGAGAUGAAGGACUCUCAAACCCAAAGACAGAACUACCAUUUCUACUUUUCACAGAGAAAAAGCAAUCUGUACAAUCUUCCUGAAGUCAACUGAGACCGAAAGAGUCAUCCUUGACCUCUGAAGAGAGACCAAGAUUAGCAGGAGUUCAGAAUGCUCCUCAGGGAGGAACAGAGCUUGGCUUAUACUUUGGUAGUAAUUUGCUUGCUGACACCGAGGCUGUCAGCUGGUCAGAAGUGCCUCACCGAGAGUCUAGAGGAUGCUGUCAUCGACAUCCAGUCUUCUCUUUCAAAAGGGAUCCGAGGCAAUGAGCCGGUCCACACGGUAACUCAGGAAGACUGCAUCGGAGCCUGCUGCUCAACACACGACAUAGCAGGGGACAAACCAUGUAAUCUGAUGAUCUUCGACACCCGGAAGCCAGCCAGCCAGCCCAACUGCUACCUGUUUUUCUGUCCCAGUGAGGAAGCCUGCCCACUGAAGCCAGCAAAGGGACUUAUGAGCUACAGGCUCAUCAGAGAUUUUCCGUUGACCAGAGCUGCUUCACCACUCCAAAAGUUAACUCCAGAAGACUCUCCCUUACUUGACCCUACCUCGCCAGCACUCUCUCCCGGGGCCCCUCCCCCCAUGGGUUACCCAAAGCCCACCAGCCUGCUUUGGAGAGAUGUAUCUUCGCAGAGGUCCCCUGCCUCAGCUCACUCACAGAAGAAACUCAUCAAGAUUGAUGAAGCGAGCCCGCAGCUCCCUGUUUAUAAAGAAAAAGGCCAUUCCCAGAGUUUGCAGCUAACCUCAGAACUAAAAAUGGCUCCUCUGCUCCCUGAAAAUGCGACUAUCCCAUCUACCACCAUCUCUGUUGCUUCUCUCCACGAUGUCUCUGCCACUCUGAAGCCUGCACUUCUGUUGGCCACCGCUUCAGCGACACCUGUGACUUUACAGCAGAGGGUGGCCACCACAGCUCCACCUGUAACCACUGAGACCUGGAAGCCCCCCGCAACCCCUGUGUCUACAAGUGUUACCCACCAGGCAGCUCCAACUACUGCCUUUCAGGCACAUACGCACUCGAAAGGCAUCUUAGAAACAGUGCCCUUUCGAGGAGGCUCCAAGCUGACCUCAGACAUGGAGCAUGGGAAGAGCUCUGCGGUCCUUUCUUUGACAACCUCAGAGUCUUCGGAUAAAAGCAAGACUGCUUCCUGGGAGAAUGGGAGGGUCAGUGUAGGUAGUUCAUCACUGAGUAGAGUUCCAAAAGGCCAGCAUGGCCUUUCAUUUGAGAAGUGGCUUCUCAUUGGGACCCUGCUCUUUGGUGUCCUGUUCCUGGUAAUAGGCCUCGUCCUCUUGGGUAGGAUGCUGGCAGAAUCCCUCCAUAGGAAACGCUAUUCAAGACUCGACUACUUGAUCAAUGGGAUCUAUGUUGACAUUUAAAGACACAGUGGGCAUCUCUUAGUUCAUGUAAUAACUCAUUGCCAAAUGCACCCAUCUUCCUUCAGCCCAGCCCAUCUCAGUAGGAACUAUAGCUUGAAGGAUGCUUACACUACUUUUCUUCUUUUUCUUUCCAUUUUUGGGACAGGCUCAGGUAGCUCAGGCUGGUCUUGAACCCCUGUUUUUCCUGCCUUUCCCCCCAACCCCCAGUUCAGGGGUUACAGGUUUUCACUACCACGUCUGAAUUUUUAAUUAAAAAAAUUUUUUUGAAUUCUUUUGCAGCACUAGAGGUCAAAUUCAGGGCCUUCUGCACGCUAGGCAAGCACUCUACUCCUGAGCCACAUCCCAGCCCAACCACUUUCUUUUUGUUUGCUUGGCUUUUGGGGUUUUGUUUUUAAGAAGAGAAAGGAUAAAAGACACUAAGUUAUUUGAGUGACCUGUAUGUAAAACAGUAGCUGAAAAUAAUUCCUAGCUAAAAUAUUAAGUAUACUUGAGUAUAAACUAGAAACCUGCAUCUAAACAUAAGUUUAGGCCAUCUAAGUUACAAUUCGUUACUAUUUCUCAUUCCAGAUAAUGACAACUGUUUGAGACUAGUUUUAAUGGAUUCUCUUUCCUUUUUUAUAUGAAUUCCAAUAAAACUCAUUCCAGAUGUA